AUAUGACUUUUUUAGAUACAAAUCAUGGAGUUGUUAUGCUGGUGAUGUCAUGUCUUUGAUGAUAUUUACAAAGAAUGAAAGAGCUUGUAAUCAUUCAGUAACCACUUUAUAUGUCAAAGUCUCAGAUGAAAAAAUGAAGAAUGCCGACACGUGACAGACGCUUCAGACACCCUAAAAAAAGCCUUUCGAGAAUGUCAACGCAUGAUGCUGAAGCGAAAGCUGUCAACCUUCCACCCAAAAUAUCUACGCAAGUGCAACAUAAGGUCAUGGGAUCAGCGCAAUCAGGACUAGUGGUAGCUGCAUUGAGGAGUUUUACCUUUGCUUGUCAGCCAUACUUGAACUUUCUGGAAUCCACCUCCAGAACCAAGAAGCUGCCCUCUGAAAUGGAAGCGACUGAAAAUCUACAGGAAGUCACCCAUGGGAGUGCAAAGAAUCCCUACACAACCAGCCCACCCACAACCGUACAGCUGAUGAAGUUCUCUCAGCAGAUGUCUGACACAUUGGAACAUCUGGUGCUGACAUUCGCUGACAAAAAUCUCAUCACUUUAGAUGAGUCAGAGCCUGACAACAUGUCUCACUUCUGCGUCGGCCACAUCCAGCUGGAGCGACCGAAGCUGAGCGUGACUGCAUUCCGCUAUUGCAAGCCCACACCUUACCUGGCAAGGGUGAACACCAGCGUGUUCAAGCGCAUGCGCUGGAAUGUAAGAGGACUUGAUGGAGCAAAAAACAAAGAUGGCAAACCAGUCACAGAAUAUUACUACCUGUGCUAUGAGGAUAUUCCCAAAGUGCACAAGGACGGUGACAAAUCAGAUUCUGCAGUGAUGCGGAUGUGGUCCAUUGGUCGGUGGGUGCAGGUGAAGCCUGACCCCAAAACAGAAGACUUCUUUGACUGUCACGCGUUGCCUUCAGGGUGCUGUGUGAGGUUCCAGAAGGUGCCUUCCAGAAGCUUCUGAUCAUGGGCAGUCAAGAGCCACCAAGCUGCAAAGCCACAGACCGCCUGCUGCAGCUUCUGUCAAUGCCAGUCAAAGCAGUCAAGAGCUCCUCAGGCGCCCUCAGGACACAAAACUGAUAGAAGUAAGAUUUGAACUGGAGGCUUUAAUUAAUCAGGUUAAAUGCGAAUAAACAAUCUCAAACAUAAGCGGAGUUUGACUUUUGGGGCACAGGGGGUGGGGCAUAACAUGUUGACCCCGAAAUGCAAUGUCAGCAAUAAAAAUUAAUUUAUAGGAAUAUUUAUAAUAAGUUGGACAUUAGUGUUUUUGUUGUUGUUUGAAUUCUAAAUCAGGCUGCUCACAACAGCUAUAAUUUUCGCCAAGAUCAUCAUCCAUUGAUUAUGCCACACCUGCUGGUGGUAGCUCUGUUGUACAAUUAGCAUCUUUAGUGGGCAAAUUGAAACUCCGCUCACCAUUUUUGUGAUGCUCUCUGGCGUUUCAUGGUCCACAUUUUCAAUCCUUGGUUCUUGCUCAGUAGUUGUUGCUUUUGAAAGCUUAGUUUUGAAAACAUUACAUAUAUCCAUCUUGCUUCUUCGGUCCUCAGGUGGUUUUUGCUAAGCAAAGUAAAUGACCGUCUAAGGUGCUCGUCACAUGAUUUGUUUGAAAAAUAAUUUGUCCAGUUAUACAUUUUUUUGUUAAUUUCAUACAUUUUUGUUGUUUUAUUGCUUUACAACUUUUACAGACAAUAUUUUACCGGCAAAGUCUGAAUUUUAAAAUCAUAGUAGGGGUGUAACGGUACACAAAAAUCUCGGUUCGGUACGUACCUCGGUUUUGAGGUCAUGGUUCGGUUCAUUUUCGGUACAGUAAGAAAACAAAAUGCAAAAUAUAAAUGUGCUAGUUGUUUAUUACACACCUUUGUGCUUUCAACAAUAGGGACAUUAGCCUAUACAAAGCUAGAAUUUUGUUAAAAAAGUAGCGGGUAUUUAAAGAUAAUCCAACAACAAAGAAAGAAAGAAGAAAAAAGAAGUCCUGUGCUAAAGAGAAAAGCAAUCCCAAUGACAAAGAUUUUAACAUGUAUUUUACAAAUGAAAUGCCUCAAUCAUUUUUUCUUGUGAACGGUUUUCAAAAGCUUUAUUGGUGGAUUUUCUCAAGUUAAAGCGCCACACAGAAAUGAAUAAAUUUAAUUGUGUAAGCAGGAUCUGUGUAUUAUUAUUUAAUUACAGGUGUUUUAGCUCAUUUUAUUUUAUUAUGUGUUUAUAUUUUACAAAUGUGAUGUAGUAUUCGUUUAUAUUGUAUAUUUUAUGUUGUAUAACUUUAGUUUCUAAGUGACUAUUAGUUCCUACUUGUUUUGUUGUGGUAGGAGGGUUUUGUAUUGAACACGGGGCCGUGUUGGUCAUUAUUAUAGCAGAGAAGACAGCAGUAAAUCAACAAAGACAAGUCAACUGUGCCCCGAUCUACCACUCAGGAGAUCUGAUUGAUUCAAAAAGUGGGUUAUGAUUCCAUAUUAGUUAGAAAAUUGACCGGAUCCACCGUAUUUUUUGCACGAGUGACUUCCGGUCUGCCCGAUCCUAGCUACCGGUAGUAGUAUUGACGCAGGAGGGUCGCGUCUCGCGUCAAAUAAUAAACUCUGCCGUUCUUUUCGCGUGCGUCGUGUUGAGCCGCUUCUGGGACGCGUCUGACACGCGGCCGCACUGCGACUGGUGUGCCUUGGCCAAUUUACUUUAUCGCCCGCGUUUCACUGCCUUCUCGCGGCGGCCACGUUGUUGCGCUGUUGACGUUUCUGGGUUAUACUGUCCUACUGUGUUGGACCUCAUUAUAGUGGAGAAGACUGAGUAAAUAUAAUAUACUCAAAGAAACUGUAACCCGAUCGACUCACAGCCUCGAAAAGGGUUACAUUACGUCAGAAACUCGUUCGGUACGCCUCCGUUCCGAACCGAGCACCACGUACCGAAACUGUUCAAUACAAAUACAUGUACCGUUACACCAAGUCAUUGACAUGCAAUGACACUUUUCGGCCACCAGGGCGGGGGGUUUAAGUUUUCAAACGCCCUAGGAAUCAGAAUAUAUGUAAAAUUUCUCAAGCCUUUACAACUCAUGUUGCCAUUGACAAUCCAUUUUGACUAUUCGCUGCCGUCUAAAUGAAUUUGAUGUCUAGUGCUGUAAGUGGUAGCAAUGAGUUGGGGGGUGGGCUUGGCAAAACACAGCACACUCACAAAAAUAAAAAUCAACUUUUAAGACUGUAACCAAGGUAUAUUUUCAUUUAUCAAAUACAAUGUUUUAAUACAAAAACAUUUUUAAACCAAUUUAUAAUUCUAUUCAAAAACAUUUUUAAUUACCAAAGUUAGUUGCUGUAUAAAAAGGUUUAUCCAUGCAACUGGUCAUAUUUGCGGUAUGUCACUGUUGGUGGCUGAUGAAUUUUGAGGUUUUUAAAAGACGCACAAUUUAGAAGGGUGAUGUGUCAAAUGAUUCUUCUUCUACAAGUACUGUUAACAAAUAUGCCUAAUUACUCUUUAUCCUUUGUAUCUUGAUGUAGGAAUUGAAUUUGUUCAAUGACAGCUUCUGAAUUUGCAGAUGUCUGAUUGCAAUAUAAUGAUAAGUGAAUGUUGUGUUGUUCUUGGCCAUCACCUGGAGAGGGAGAGAGCAAAAUCACGGAUGACCAACUAGCAAAACUACUAAAUAACCCAUUAAAAGCAAUCACUAUGAAAAAUUUCUUAAAAAGUUACAGACUUUUCAUUUACGUAAGUUUUAUUUACAUAAACCCCUGCCUUUAAAUUACAAUCACAGAUUUCUGGCCUUGGGAAAUAAAGAAAAAAAAAAAACAAAAACAAAACAACACAGCAGCCCAAUGCGCUUCACUUGGAACAUUGCAUUUAAACAUUUACAACACAUGAUACUUGUUUCAGUCAAUAAAUUAAAAGCUCACAGUGAGGGCAAAAAAAAAAAAAAAAAAAAUCCAGUGUGGCAAUUCCAUUUUGUAACCACAAAAAAGGCAAUUUACCAGAAGCGACAAACAAUACUCAUAAGAUUACAUUUCAGAAUACAUUUAGGACUCCUCUAUAAUCAAAAUAGAAAACCAAGAACUUUCCCUCAAAUAAAGUGAUAUGCAAAGAACAGCUCUGAUAUGCAUACAUUUCAAACAAACAAGUAUAACUUAUCUGCAACAGCAACUGUACUAUAAACCCAUUUUCUGACUACUGUUGCGACGAUUCAAUCAUAUGGAAGGUUUAAAAAAAAAAAAAAAAAAAGACCUGCAACAUUCAGCCCGACGAUGACAUAGCACAGCAAGGCCCAACAAGCCAUAGCAGUUUAAAAAAACAGGUACAAAGUUGUAAGAAAAGGAAUGUAGUUAUUUUAAACAAUAUUGCAUAUUUUUCUUGUCUAUUCGAGCCCAUUUCACUACCGCCAAAUUUCAACUUUAAUAAAAAAAUAAAACUGACUUGCGCACCCUUUACCAUAGGAAAAAAAAUAUUUUAAUUCACAUUUUUAUUAACUGAAUGCUAAGAUUCCUAAAUUUACCUUAUGUGUGGGGGGAACGAGAAACUGAAAGUUCCCCGUUAGCCUGUAGAGGGAGCCAGUUCAUUUUAAACUUGUUUAAAAAGAGACUUCGGAUCACAGUGGCACCUCGACAUACAAUCGCUUUGACACAUGAUCUUUUCGACAUCAGACGUAAAAUUUGAGUUGCCAUUUGUUUCUACAUCUGACGACAUAUAUGUCAGCGCCGCAGUUUGUUUUGCCGGAAGACUGAUGCACGGCAGAUUUUCUUAUGAGAGGAAAACACUGGUUCCAAGGUUAGUGCAGGUGGUGAAAAAGGAAAAAGUUGACGCUUACCAUUUAACACUAGAAGUCCCAGAGAAUUCUUGUACUCCUAAUAGUCCUAAGCAAUGGCCGAUUUGGCCUCUACCCCGGAAAAACCCAGAGGUGGCGAAAAUGGCCCAAGGGCUUUUGAAUUGGCAAGUCAUUGUCCGACAGACAAGAGCCAUUCAUAUAUGGAAAUAUUAGGAGUAUUUGUCUUGGGGAAAGCCCGAUUUGGCCUUUGCUGGGUUUUCUACUGUUAAAUGAAGAUGGAAAUCACAGAAAAAUAUGGGCGUGGUGUGCGCAUCCGUGAACGUCGAUCUUGAUGGUCCACCUCCGACCUCUGUUUGCCAGUCUUUAUAAGUCGUCUAUUAUUGUGGUAACAUUGCCAGAGAAAUCGCCAGCAUAGUCAUGUUUCUAAUCAUUUAUUCCAUAAACUUGUGCAACACAACAUGCCUACUGUCCGCAGCAGUUGACGCAACAAAACAUUAAAAGAGAAAGUAAAAUCUCGACCGCACCGGCUUAAGUCAGCCACGUGGUGCGUUCAGGUAUAGCACGCAAAAUGUACACCACAUUAGAACCAGAUUCGUUACAUUAUUACAGGAAUUAUUAUAAUAUUCCAAUUUUUUAUGAAUUUGUUUUUUUUACUAUGUGUAAUUACCAUAUUUAAUAGUUCCAGCAGUAUUUAUUAUGAAUUUAGUGUAGGUUUUCGGGCUGUGGAACGAAAUAAUGGAAUUAUAAUGCAAUCUUAUGGGAAAAUCCUGCUCGACAUAGGACCAUUACGACUUACAAUACAAACAAGGUCCUGGAACAAAUUAACUUUGUAUGUAGAGGUACCACUGUACAUUUACAUGUUACAGAACUGACCUAGUCAUUGGCUGCCAUUUGAACUGGAACAGCUGGCAGCGAAUGAACAGUGUCUGAAAUGGUCUGCCAACCCUCCGAGUUCUAACAGAUUGGACAUCUACUGGUGACCAACUAAUUCAAAUUCACAGCGGAAGGAUGAAAAGAGCUACAUGAUUGGACUUCUCGUCAUCAAUGGCACUGAAAGUUAACUCAGCCGUUCCAAUCAAUUGGAUGUAUCUUAGUCAUUGGUAACCAAUGAAUUAUGCUGUAUCUUGCAAUAAAAAUAUACAAACAGCUCUAUAUAUAUAUACAGUAUAUUGGGCACAAAUUAACUUUAGUAAAUAAAUGUCGGACUGAAAUGCGAGCUUCUUACUGACCUUUGGUGGACAAAAUGUUUUUUUUU
Messenger RNA from Corythoichthys intestinalis (scribbled pipefish), 5970 nucleotides. RefSeq names its product UPF0575 protein C19orf67 homolog. The record is from RefSeq and is a predicted model, not a curated record. The coding region runs from base 141 to 953 and encodes 270 amino acids. The transcript is spliced from 8 exons. Lineage: Eukaryota; Metazoa; Chordata; Actinopteri; Syngnathiformes; Syngnathidae.